AUGGGUAUUACUCGGAAGAGCCCGCGGACACCGCUCUCAGAUCUCCAGGGAGUCAAUACCAUCAACGAGAGGACCCAGCGUGAUGCCUAUGCGGUUGGCUGGAAUGGCCGGAUGGGGAUGCGGCACAGCAGGCUCACCAGCCCCGGCGCCUUCCUAGACAAAGAUGGGAUAUUUGUCAACGCAACCAACAGCAAACUGCUGGAGAGGGCCCACGGCAUCCUCAUGCGAAAUAAGAACUUCAAAGCCAAACCCAACCUCCCAAAGCACAUGCUAGACGUGAAGUCCCUCAAGCACCUAACAAACUUGACACUGCACGACCGCAUUACCAAAUCUCUUCUCCAUCUCCAUAAGAAGAAAAAACCGCCCAGCAUCAGUGCCCAGUUCCAGGCAUCGCUCAACAAGCUGAUGGAGACCCUUGGCCAAGCAGAACCUUAUUUUGUCAAGUGCAUUCGAUCCAACGCCGAAAAGCUGCCCCUGCGGUUCAACGACAGCCUGGUGCUCAGGCAGCUGCGGUACACGGGGAUGCUGGAGACCGUUCGCAUUCGCCAGUCGGGAUACAGCUGCAAAUACUCCUUCCAGGAUUUUGUGAACCAUUUCCAUGUCCUUCUACCGCAAGGAAUCAGCCCGUCUAAGCACAAUAUCCAUGACUUCUUCCAGAAAAUAAAACUCAAUCCAGACAAUUACCAAGUUGGAAGAACAAUGGUUUUCGUGAAGGAGCGGGAGCGGCAGCUUCUGCAGGACCUGCUCCAUCAGGAGGUGCUGCGCCGGAUCAUGCUGCUGCAGCGCUGGUUCCGCAGCGUGCUCUGCAGGAGGCAGUUCCUGAGCUUAAGGCAAGCCGCAGUCAUCAUACAGAGGUUUUGGCGUAGUUACCAGCUCCGAAAGCAAGGCGAACCAUCCCCAGACCCUCUCGUCCUCGGCAGAGCCGCCGUCGUUCUCCAGACCCACUGGCGUGGCUUCGUGGAGAGGCGGAGGUUCCUGCAGAUGCAGUUUGCGGCCCACCUCAUCCAGAGCUGCUGGCGGGACUAUGCCAAGCGGCGGCACGGCGCGGCCACCAGCAUCCAGGCAGCCUGGCGAGGACACCGUGCGAAGCAGUCGUACGCGGCCAGCAGGAGCAAAGUUGUCUGCUUGCAAGCGGCGUGCCGAGGAUAUUUAGCACGGCAAAGGUUUAGAGCUUUGAAAGAGCAGCGAUUAAAAGAGAUGCAGCUGGAGAACGGCCUGUCCAUUAGAGAAGGGGACGGACUGGGGGCAGAUGAUGCUUUGGAAAUUAAGGGCUCGGACCCAUCUAAGUGGGAGGACGGCUCAUUUGAAGAGCGAGUGAGAGCCAUAGAGGAACAUAAAUCACUGAUGGAGAAUAAUCGGGUGAAUCACGUGGACCCACUGGAAACUUCUGCAAAUUUGUUGUACAAAAGGCAUGAGAGAGCCAGUAGCCAGAGCGGGAUGGACACCGAAGAGGAGGUCGUUGUGAGAGAGAGACCCAAGUCGCUGGAGGAUCUCAACCAGAAAAAAGUGGUUCGUGCAAAAAGAGAAAGCCGGAGGAUGCGUGAACUGGAACAGGCAAAAUUUAGCUUGGAGCUGCUUAAAGUCCGGUCCACCGGUGGGCUGUCACCUUCAGAAGAGCGGCGGUGGUCCACUGAGCUUGUAUCUGAGGCACUUCAUUCCCCUCAGGGAACCCCGGAGAGCGAAAGCUCUCAAGGGAGCUUCGAGAUGUUAAGCUGUGAAGAUACCCCAAGUAAUAAACGCAUUUCCUUAGUUUUAGAUGAGCAAGAUGUGCAGUUGUUUCCCACUGACUCCUUGCCUGGCAGUCCCCAGGCUCAUCUGCAGGAGAAGUCUUUCUGUGCGGCGGAUGUGAACAGCAAUUUGCCUGGUUGCCGAAGGAUGCCUUCAGACUUGGAGCUACCCAAUAACCUCACCAUGAAGGAGCACGUGGUCUGCGACCCCCAGAAUGUUACAUACAAGGCGCACCCGAGAGAAACCUUCCUUGCCAGCAAUCUACCUACUUUCUACGUUCCACCACAAGACAACAUGAAGGUAAAGCUGGUGGAGAACAACCUGAGGAACAAAGCAGUGGAAAGAGAGGAGAGGACGGUUAUGUUCUCUGAGGUCAGGAAGGACUCUGAACCAGACCAGGGCAGAGGCUUGGGAGGGGAGGAAGAGGAGAAGUCCUCUACCAAGAGAGAGGAGCGUGGGACGACGCAGGCCCAUUCUCCAGACUCUGUCAUCAAGAGACUGGAAAAACUCAAUGUGGAGAAGGAAGAAAGGCAAAAGCAGCUUCAGCUGCAAAAUGAGAGGGAGAUGAUGGAGCAGAUCCGUCAGCAGAAGGAGAUUCUGGAGAGACAACGCAAAGCAUUCGAACAGCAAGGUAGGGUGGAGGCUUUGCAGAGGGCUGAGCAGAGCAGAAUGAAGGACCCCUCCCUCAAACCAUCAAAAAAACCAGACAGCCGGCCUCAGUCAGUCCUCAUCCUGCACCCGCAGACCAGAGGGGAGCACGGCCACACCACAGGUGUGACUACAGCCUCGUCGGUAGACAUUAAAGGUCUCACCGUUGGGACCAGGGGAAGCUCUCCAGCCCACGGUGCCCCCAAAGACAGACCUGUCAGCAUGUUCAUGGAGCGAAGAGAAGGUCACUCAGGAUCGGUGCUGGAAGCCCGGUGCCAUUCCAGACCGGCUCUGGACCCCAGGGACCUCCCGGGCAGCCACCUCUCAAGGACAGAGCGCCUCCGGCAGCCCCGAAUGCCCAAUCAGGCCACCGAGGAGACGAGGGCAGGCGCUAUGUUCUUCACGCCGAAAGACAAUCCCUUUGGCCUCCACAGGGAAGCAAGUCAUCAAGGCCUCUCCAAGGGUGAGCUGGCUAGGAAGCCGUUUAAGAUGCCGGGGUCUGGCAGAGGAGAGGUUCCCAGACCGACCCAUAAAAAGAAAGCCCGCAUGGCGCGGACGCGCUCCGAUUUCUUGACUAGAGGUACUUUUGCUGAUGGGGAGGGGGAUACGGAGGAAGAUGAUUACGAUGGCAAUUUUGAGUUCCUUCUCUCCUCUGACCAACCUCCUCAUCCCGAGGCGGUGCCUGCGGCCCGGCUGGGGCAGGCCUGUUACAGUGACUCCGAAAUGACGGUGCAGCGAUUCGCCUCUGGGGAAGGCCAAACGAAACUGCACAAAACCAUGUCUCAGGGGGAGAUCGGGAAGCUGGCGGCCACGCAGAAGAGCCUGGCUCCAGACGGGAGGCCUCAGCGAGCCAAGAUGAGGUUCUGGGUGAAGGGAAAGCAAGGGGAGAAGAAGACCCCACGGGAGAAGCUUGCUACUCAGUCUGAGCUGCUAGAGCUGUACGCAGAGCAAGAAGCCCCCGGCAGGGAGGUCAUUUCUGGCUUGCAGCUUGGUGACGAGUUGGGUCCUCACCACUUGACCCCCCCACGGAGUCCCGAGCUCUCUGGUAUCUACCGUCGGGAGUUUAAGGAGAACAAGGAGCCCUCUCCCAAAGUGAAACGCAAGCGCAGCGUCAAGAUCAGCAACGUGGCUCUGGAGCCUGUGCAGUGGCAGAACGACUCGCUGCAGAUCAUAACCAGCGCUAGCGACUUGAAGAGCAUGGAUGAGUUUCUCCUGAAAAAGAUGAAUGAACUGGAUAACGAGGACAGCAAGAAGGACACGCUGGUGGAUGUCGUGUUCAAGAAAGCACUGAAGGAAUUCCGACAAAACAUCUUCAGCUUUUACUCCUCAGCAUUGGCGAUGGAUGAUGGGAAAAGCAUCCGCUAUAAGGACCUCUACGCCUUAUUCGAGCAGAUUCUGGAGAAAACCAUGAGGCUUGAGCAGCGGGACUGGAGUGAGUCUCCAGUUAAAGUCUGGGUCAAUACCUUCAAAGUCUUCCUGGAUGAAUAUAUGAUAGAGUACAAACCCCUGGACUACACAGCGGUGAAGGUGCCAAAAACGGAACGAAAAAAGAGAAGAAAAAAGGAAGCGGAUGUGGUGGAAGAGCACAAUGGUCACAUUUUUAAGGCGACCCAGUACAGCAUCCCCACCUACUGUGAAUAUUGUUCCUCCCUGAUCUGGAUAAUGGACAGGGCUUCUGUUUGUAAAUUAUGUAAAUAUGCUUGUCACAAGAAGUGCUGUCUUAAAACCACGACCAAGUGCUCCAAAAAGUAUGACCCCGAGCUCUCGUCUCGACAGUUUGGCGUGGAGCUCUCCCGGUUGACCAGCGAGGAGCGAGCGGUGCCGGUGUUGGUGGAGAAGCUCAUCAACUACAUCGAAAUGCAUGGGCUGUACACAGAGGGCAUUUACAGAAAAUCAGGGUCCACCAACAAGAUCAAGGAACUGCGGCAAGGACUCGAUACAGACAUCGAUAAUGUGAAUUUAGAUGACUACAACAUCCAUGUCAUUGCCAGCGUCUUCAAGCAGUGGCUGCGAGAUCUACCCAACCCUCUCAUGACCUUCGAGCUCUAUGAGGAGUUUCUGCGGCCGAUGGGCCUCCAGGAGAGGAAGGAGACGGUGCGGGGAGUGUAUUCGGUCAUUGACCAGCUCUCCCGCACCCAUCUCAGCACCUUGGAGCGUCUCAUCUUCCAUCUGGUGAGAAUUGCCCUCCAAGAAGAAACCAAUCGAAUGUCAGCUAAUGCCUUGGCUAUCGUCUUUGCUCCCUGUAUCCUCCGCUGCCCCGAUACGACAGACCCGCUGCAGAGUGUUCAGGACAUCAGUAAAACGACCACUUGCGUAGAAUUAAUCGUCAUCGAGCAAAUGAACAAGUACAAGGCUCGUCUCAAGGACAUCAACAGCCUGGAGUUUGCGGAGAACAAAGCCAAGAGCCGCCUCUCCUUGAUCCGCAGAUCCAUGGGCAAAGGACGUGUGCGACGCGGUGCCUACCCCAGCCCAACGUCUCCCGUCGCUGUGCGUCUGCCUUCGGUAACGGAUGUCCCCGAGGAGACCAUGAGCAGUGAGGAAGCCAUGGAGAUGGAGGUGACAGAGCAGCAGCAAGCAGCCAUGCAGCAGGAGGAGAAGGUGCUGACCGAGCAGAUCGAGAGCCUGCAGAAGGAGAAGGAGGAGCUGACGUUCGAGAUGCUGACGCUGGAGCCCCGCGCCUCCGACGAUGAAACCCUUGAGUCUGAAGCCUCCAUCGGCACUGCCGACAGCUCUGAAAAUUUGAACUUCGACUCCGAAGGAGCCGUCUCCGAUCGCUCGGAGAGAAGCGUAGCACUUACCUCCCUGC
Phaethon lepturus (White-tailed tropicbird) is the source of this 5182-nucleotide messenger RNA. It is a transcript of the gene MYO9A, whose product is annotated as myosin IXA. Gene Ontology annotation, cellular component: myosin complex. The transcript is spliced from 29 exons. NCBI's taxonomy places the organism in Eukaryota, Metazoa, Chordata, Aves, Phaethontiformes, Phaethontidae. The annotation marks the transcript as partial. Gene Ontology annotation, biological process: intracellular signal transduction. The record is from RefSeq and is a predicted model, not a curated record. Gene Ontology annotation, molecular function: microfilament motor activity; GTPase activator activity; protein binding.